AUGAAACCACUUAAUAAUAAUAACAAAGAAAAAUCUUCUAUAAGUUUUAGUAAAUUAUCUUUGACAAAAUCAGGGAAAAAAGUAUUGAAACAACUUUCUCCAAUACUUGUUCCAACUAUUACUCCUUCAACCGAAACUUUACCACCUUUAGAACAGCACGACUUUAAUAAUUAUGAGAAUAGUGAGAAUAUCAAUGAAAGUAUUAGUAAUCCUUUGAUAGUAAUAGAUAGAUCAUCAAGAACUCCCUCACCUUUAUCUAAUAAAGAAGACGAUGGUGAGGACGACAAUGAUACCUAUUAUGACAGCGUUUCGCCUUCCUCAAUUCAAAUAGAAUUUAAUAAUAACAAUAAUAAGAAAUCUAUCAAUGCUAGCAAUACCAGUUUAAAUUCUUUAUCACCAGCAUCACCAUCAUUAUCACCAUUAAAUUAUAAUGCUAGCUCACUACCUGGUUCAAAUUAUAAAAGAAAACAUAGUUUACCACCAUUAAUGGAACUUUUUACCAAUCAAAAUAAUAACUCAUCGUUAUAUCCUUCACCACUAUCAUCAUCACAACCAACACCAUAUAUGACAUUAGCAGAAUUUAAAGCAAAUGAUGAGUUUCCACGCCAGCAAAGAACAACUUUAAUUGCUUUACAAAGACAAGAAAUCAGAUUGAAGAAAGAGGGUGUUAUAAAAGAAAUGAAUAAAGCGACGUUGCGUGGAAGAAAAAAAGAACGAAAACUUUCCAAAACCAGGGAAUCACUAAGUAAUAGUAAGCCAUCUAUCUCAAAUACUAGACGCUCUUCUUCUGGUGUUGUUUCACUAAAGUUUUUGGGAAUUAAAAAAGGAAAAAAAAGAACCACUUCAGUUUUAUUGAAGAAUCUAGUACUUGCAAUUCGUGAUCUUAAAACUUCUGAUGCAUUGACGAUUCUUUCAUAUUUAUCAAGUAGUGCAUUAAAAAAGAAAUCAGCAGUUGAAGCAAAUAAAGCUUUUUUGUUGGCAAUGUCAAAUCGUUUAGAGGAUUUAGCGUUGGCAAUGUAUGAGCGUGGAAUUCCAGGAGAUAUCAAUGCACCGAUAUUUGUUAAAACUACAAAAAAUCCUUUGUCGGAUAGAGGGCCACGUACAAAUAGUUAUUAUGGUGGUCAUAAUAGUGUUGAUUUAAGGGCAAUGUUAAAGAGGGCAAAUAUGAAUCAAACAUGGUUUGGUAUUUCUCCAUUAAUAAUUGCAACUGCGCAAGCAUCAAAAACACAGUCAGUUGAUCGUCGUUGCUCAUCCGAUACACAAUCAUUAACAAACGCCGCAUUACUUGUUAAGCUAUUACUUGACAAUGGUGCAGAUCCAUCUUUAGGUAUACCAUUGGAACAAUUUAAUAAUGUCAAGAGAUUAAAGGCUAAAAAAUAUAUGAAACGCUUAGAAUUAUUUAAUUCUAUUCAGUCAUCACUUAAAAAUAAUGGCGCUAAUAGCGGUGGUGGUGACCCUCAAAGACUUGCAUCUGUUCCACCCCAAUUUGGUAGUGAAAAGUCAAAGGAAUAUUUGGAAGAAUUUACAAAAGGAAGAUGGGUGUAUCCAAUAGACAUUGCUGCUGUUUCCGGUAAUAUGGAAGUUGUAAAACUAUUGUUAUCAAGUACAUUUUGUUUAUCUGUUCAUAGAGAUGUGAUGCUAACAUUGGAACUUGUUCGUGCUGGUGCAGAUGUUAAUCAACGUGAUUCAAGAGGUAAUAUGGCAUUCCAUCUUGCAGCUCGCUCAGGGCAUCACGAUAUGGUGGUUGUUUUAUUACAACUUGGUGCUGAUGUCAAUGCUAGAGGUGAAAAUGAUUGGACGCCACUUCAUGAAGCAAUUAGUCAAAAACAUUUAAAUAUUUGUUCUAUGCUUGUUACAGCUGGUGCCAAUGUAAAUUUGACAAAUGGCAAAGGACAAACUAUCAAAGAAUUGGGAAUUGAGACUGGCUUAACGGAAAAGCAGAUUGAAGAGUGUUUGGGUUGGUUUCGAUUAUCAUUUUAA
Molecule: messenger RNA, 1980 nt
Organism: Entrophospora candida
Lineage: Eukaryota; Fungi; Glomeromycota; Glomeromycetes; Entrophosporales; Entrophosporaceae
Source: the annotation of a GenBank genome assembly